AUGCAAAAGACCGGGAAAUGUCAAACUUGCGACAAUAAGAACAACUUUCGUCAACUUGCAAUGGUUUGUUCACCUGGUUCCCAAAGAUCUGUAAGCCGAAGUACAGCUCACACUCAUAGCGCAAGCCGAAGUCGAUCUAGGAGUGGCAGUAUUCGGCGAAGUUAUACACAUUCGAAUCGUAGUCGAUCAGGAACCAGAUCAUUUUCCAGACGCAGUUCCCAUUCACGUCGGAGUACUAGGUCGAAAAGUCAUUCCAAUUAUUCUCGUUCACAUUCUGGCAGUCGACGUUCCAGAUCAUGGUCUAGAUCACGUUCACGCUCUCAUGGUCGGUCUGCUUACUCGUCACGUUCACGUUCUGCUAGUCGUUCCAGAUCAAGAUCUUAUCGUAGUCGGAGAAAGUCGUUUUUUAGAAGUAGAACAAGAAGUUGUUCGUAUCAUUCAGUUCGUUCACGAUCACACAGCCCCAAUUCAAGAAACGUUUCACCAAGCGCCAAAUGUGUCAAAGAUCCGAGGGAUCGUUCUAAGCGUGCACAUUGGACAAAUAAUGUUUGGCUAGUUGGUGAAAAAGCAAAGGAUACAGUUUUUCAUUUCUGUGAUAUUUGUGAUUUACCGAUUGUAAUCUAUGGACGUUUGCUACCUUGUAAGCAUGUAUUGUGUUAUACAUGUGCUAUGAAUCUUAUGAAGAAAUGUAAUAGAUGUCAAAAGUCUAUACAAACUGUGGAACGAUGUUUAGUCGGAGGAAUAUUCAUGUGCUUUGAAAGUGAUGGUUGCCGGCGUACUUAUCUCAGUCAUCGUGAUCUUCAAGCCCAUAUUGACCAUCGACAUCGUACUGGGUCAACUGCAAUUACUUCGGUCGCUAAUAAUAGCAGUAGUAAUAAUGUAAAUAGUACGAUGAUAACUAAAAACGAUAUUGUCACACAUUCAGAAAUAAUUACACCUUUGCCAAACCAAGUCAAUUUUACGGAAGAGGCGUCUCUACUUUCCGGCGUUGUAAAAACUAUAACAACAAAUGCUAAUCAAGUGACUACACCUUUAUCCAUAGAUAAGACAACGACUGGUGCUCCUCCUCCAAUGUCUUUGUUAGGUCCAUCACCAAGGUUAGUUAUGAAUACGAUGAUUCCACCAACUUGUGGAAUAACUCAACCGAACAUUUAUAUUAAUAAUCAGAAAAACAGUGGUCUUUUACCAUUACCGCCUGCACAGACUUCAUCCUCAACAAUUUUUUCGAAUCGACUUCCUAUGGGAAUACCUCGACCGCCUAGACUAAACAACCUGAAUAGUAGUUGUAAUACUACAACUAACAAUAAUAAUAACAGUAAUAACACUGUUACUAAUAAUUUUCCUCAACUUCAACAGUUCACAAACUGUCCUCCGCUUACACUUCCACCUCCACCAUCUAUCGGGGCACCGAAUAUUCGUGCGCCACCACCAGGAUCACUACAACAAGCACCACCACCGUCUGCAUUUCUUGCUAAUUCACUCUCCAUUCCGUCAUCGUCGUCCACACAGCAUAAUCAGAACUUUAGUGGUGCUUCAGCUGUUGCUGCUUUAGCUGCUGUUGUCUCAGCGGCGAUGUCAGCAGCAGCUGUCCAGUCGAAAUCCGCUGGAAUGACAGUAGUUGGUGGUACAAAUAAUCUAUCUGGAGCAACGAUUCAACAAUCUUUGACUAGUAAUCAAAUCCAGCCACCUAAUCCAUUGAAUGCCUCAUCAUUAAUUACAAAUGCACUUCGAGCUACUAACCCCAAUUGGAAUCCAUUGGCUACUGGUGUAUCGAAUACAUUGAAUAACAGUAACAAUAAUAAUAAUGCAAAUAAUAAUAAUAAUAAUCAGAAUAACUUUAACUCAAGAUGUUUACCAUUUCAAUAA
Messenger RNA from Schistosoma guineensis, 1866 nucleotides. The record is from the annotation of a GenBank genome assembly. NCBI's taxonomy places the organism in Eukaryota, Metazoa, Platyhelminthes, Trematoda, Strigeidida, Schistosomatidae.